AGGUCGGGAGGGGACGUCCUUCCUCUCGCAAAGCGAUCCCGGUUGAGGCGGGCGCUGUGGGACCGAGUCGCCAGUGGGCCACCUACUCUCCGCGGAGGCCACCUUACUCCCUGUGCCCUGCAGGCCGAGGCUCGCAGGCGGACGCCGGUCGACAUCCGAGCGCUUCUGGAGGGAGCCGCGCGUCGUGCUGGGGUCUCGAUUCUGAGUCGGACUUCUACCACGCCGCUCUGCUAGACCUUCCCCAGCCUUCGGGAGGCUCGGCUCCGGGGAAGGCACCAAGACACUGAUAAUGUUUCCAUGAAUUUGCCUCACUGUUCACGCCAUCCAUGUCUCUCAUAUUGCGCGUCUUAAGAGAGAUGCUGGAAUAUUUUGGUGUUCCCAUAGACCAGAUUUCAGUGAUUUGGAAAAAUAAAGAUUAUGGAUCAGCUCGGAGUAUUGUUCGUAUUAUUGGGAAAAUGCUUCCUUUAGAACCUUGUCAAAGACCUAAUUUUGAGUUGAUCCCGCUCUUGAACUCUGUAGACCCUGAUAAUGGUGGAUCUAGGGUUCCAUCUUUGGCUGAUAUUUUGUGUGUGGCAAAUGAUGAAGAAGCCAGUUGUCUCAGAUUUCGAAGUAGCAUAUGGAAACAUGGAGGAGAGGAGAAAAUUGAAUUUACCCGUCCUGUGCAACUAGUCGGGGAUCCAUCGUCGCCUACUCGACGAGAAAACAAACCAGUGAAAAAUGAUCUGUCUGUAAGUGAAGCUGCAGUAAAAAAAAUAGCUGCCCUCGAAGAGGAACUUACUUUUCUUCGCUCUCAGAUUGCUGCGCUUGUGGAAAUGCAGGAACUGAGAAACAGCACAAAUCCCGGUUCCUUUGACAUGAAUGACAGGCCCAGUAGGUUAGGACAGGCACCACCAUCAGGAGCUGCUCAGCUGCACGUGGAACCAGCUCAGUUUCCGGGUUUGAUGCUCUCUUCCCCUCCUCCACCACCGCCGCUUCCCCCUCGGUUUUCUCCUCUCCAGCCUUCGUGUUUUCCUCCCAUCCAGCCAGAAUCAGAUAAUAUUUGUGACUCGGGAAAUCCAGGUGCUAGUAAGACCAAUUAUGGUCAUCAUUCAAAGAGCCAGAGAAUGAAAGGUGUUCCAGACAUGCUGGAUGUUCUCAAGGAUAUGAACAAGGUCAAGCUUCGGGCUAUUGAACGGUCACCCGGCGGUAGACCCAUUCACAAGAGGAAAAGACAGACUUCACAGUGGGACCCAGUGUCUUUAAUAUCACAAGCACUUAAGCAAAAAUUUGCAUUCCAAGAAGAUGAUUCCUUUGAGAAAGAAAAUAGAUCUUGGGAGUCGUCGCCAUUUUCUAGUCCAGAAACUUCAAGGUUUGGACAUAACACUUCACAGUCAGGAGGGCAGGAGGAAGAACUGAUACACACACACGCUGUUGACCAAGGGACCGACGGCAGGAGCUGUGUCCGCACUCAGAAGGAAAGAUUGUGGCAAUGUGCCAGCACGCCUUCCGCCACAUUGCUAAAGAUCUGAAGGAAGUCAAGUGGAGUCUGUGCAGCGGGCUGUCACACUGCUGAGGUCUGAGGAGCCUCGUCUCCAGCUGCCCAAGUUCCAGCAGUGAGCAAGCUGUCGGUGAUAGUUAGGGGUAUGGACUUCUUCCGUGUAUGUUAAUCUUGCUGAAUGCUGAAUAUGUCCUUUUAAUAAUUUUCCCAAUUUUAAGAGCCUUUGGAUAUUUUAAAAGUUGGUAAUGAUCUGGUUUGCUUGGUUUCCAGCAAAUUGGAGAUUUUCAGAGAAGAUAAAAUUAUAAUUCUUUUGUUAAGAUAUUCCUAGUUUCAAUCAUAUAGGUUAAGUUUUCUAAAACUUCUUUGAGAGAUGAUAAAGAAGUUAUUUUAAAAGCAGAUUUUGAUUGUU
Molecule: messenger RNA, 1886 nt
Organism: Lepus europaeus (European hare)
Lineage: Eukaryota; Metazoa; Chordata; Mammalia; Lagomorpha; Leporidae
Gene: MTFR2
Product: mitochondrial fission regulator 2
Exons: 8
Coding region: 327-1508 (393 amino acids)
Biological process (GO): mitochondrial fission; aerobic respiration
Cellular component (GO): mitochondrion
Source: RefSeq, a predicted model, not a curated record